Aspergillus ochraceoroseus IBT 24754 is the source of this 552-nucleotide messenger RNA. Its product is annotated as non-canonical purine NTP pyrophosphatase. The transcript is spliced from 6 exons. Gene Ontology annotation, cellular component: cytoplasm. The record is from RefSeq and is a predicted model, not a curated record. Bases 1 to 552 code for a protein of 183 amino acids. Gene Ontology annotation, biological process: nucleoside triphosphate catabolic process. NCBI's taxonomy places the organism in Eukaryota, Fungi, Ascomycota, Eurotiomycetes, Eurotiales, Aspergillaceae. Gene Ontology annotation, molecular function: nucleoside triphosphate diphosphatase activity.
AUGGAGACCAUAAAUUUCAUUACCGGCAACAAGAACAAAUUGGCCGAAGUUCGAGCUAUAUUGGGCAGCGUAGUCAAUGUCGAAAACCAGUCCGUCGAUGUUCCGGAGAUCCAAGGCACAAUUGAAGAAAUAGCAAAGGAGAAAUGCAGACAUGCAGCGAAAAUUGUUGGAGGCCCAGUAUUGACCGAAGACACAGCCCUCGAAUUCCAUGCACUGAAGGGACUGCCCGGCCCAUACAUUAAGUCAUUCCUCGAGGCGCUGGGCCAUGAGGGAUUAAAUAAGAUGCUUGAUUCGUUUGAGUCAAGGGGCGCAGAAGCCGUCUGUACUUUUGCGUUCUCUCAGGGACCUGGGUCUGAGCCGAUUCUGUUCCAAGGAAGAACAGAGGGUGUGAUUGUUAGACCUAGGGGUCCCCCGAACUUCGGAUGGGAUCCAAUCUUCGAAUAUGAAGGAAAGACCUAUGCCGAGAUGACAAAGGAAGAGAAGAACAAGAUCUCUCACAGGUACAAGGCCCUGGUUAAGCUGCAGCAGUGGUUGGCUGAACAGUCGUCCUAA